CCCGUCCCCGCGCACGUGUGGCCGCGUCCGGGACGGCGGAAGAGGAGGUUGUCGGCAGCCACAGCCCCGAUGGCUGGUCCCUUGUGGCGGGCUGCAGCAUUUGUGCAGAGACACAGGACUGGCCUCUUGGUGGGUUCCUGCGCAGGCCUGUUUGGGGCUCAAGUCUCAUACCACCUCUUCCCGGACCCUGUGGUCCGAUGGCUCUACCAGUACUGGCCCCAGGGCCAGCCGGCCGCACUCUCCCCGGAGCUGCACAGCCUCUUCCAGGAAGUGCUGCAUGACCUGGGAGUCCCCUCAGGACACUGCUACAAGCCCUUCACCACCUUCACCUUCCAGCCUGUGAGUGCUGGCUCCCCGAGACUUCCUGCUGGCGCCGUGGUGGGCAUCCCUGCCACUUUUCUGGGGGGCCUGGUGACCAGCACUGAGCAGCCUGUGGUCGUGCAUGGGCAGAGAGUGGACUGGCAGAGCCCAGCAGGUGCCCGGCUGAGAGACGCUCUGACCUUGUCCCACGACGCCCAGAAGUUCGCCUUGGCCAAGGAGGUGGUGUACCUGGAGAGCAGCGCCGCCGCCCUGCAGGCCCUGCCAGCCCCAGCCUGCCUGGCUGCAACCUGGGCCCUGAGCGUGGGCGCCAAGCAAGCACUGGGGCUCUACGGAGGGCCCAUGAACCUCCGCGCUGCCUUCAACCUGGUGGCUGCGGUGGCAGGUUUUGUGGCCUAUGCCUUCUCCACCGACUCUCUCACCCAUGCCCUGGAAGCCUGGCUGGACCGCCGCGCAGCCUCCCUGUCCACAGCCUACGCCCAGGGUGGGGUGGAAUUCUACGAGAAGAUUCUGUCGGGCAACCUGGCCGUGCGUAGCGCCCUGGGACCGCGUGGGGAACAGCUGUACACCCCCAGCGGGAACGUCGUCCCCAGACACUGGUUCCGCAUCAAGCACUUGCCCUACACCACGCGCCGGGACUCUGUGCUGCAGGUGUGGAGGGCGACGCUCAAUCUGGGCCACUCCUGAGGGCUUGGUGCUCGGGCACUUCCGGCUUGGGCAGGCUCUGCCCUGCCGUGCACCCUCAGUGGGUCUUUCAGUGCUGCACCCAUGGGCCCAGAUUAACAGCCUGGCUUCUACCUGUGAAUGGGGCAGAGUGUGAACCCCCUAGCAGGAUCUUAGGGUUGUGUGAAGCCUGGCACAGAGGGCAUCUACACAAAUAGGAUGUCCCUCCCUCGUAGUGAGCAGCAGUGGACGUGGGGCUGGGCCACACCCCUGUGCCAGCAGUGAUGCCAGCCUGGGAACUCUUUGCUAGGGCAGAGAACUGUUUCCCACCACCACCCGUUCUGCUGGGGGCUCAGUUCCCAGUGAUAGAGCUUCAAAGAUGAGAAGGUCAUGUGGGGGUGAGGCUUCUAUAAGCUGCACCUUUGGGUGAUGGACCAGUGAGGGUCCUAUGGUCACAGAUGGCAUGCUCAGGGGAGAUGCAAGGCUGGUGGGCACCAGGAGAGCCCCCGGGUAUUCCCAGCACCUGGCAGGAGGUCUAGCUGAGGGCAAAAGAAGAACAAACCAUUUCAGGAUGGAGACCCUGCUGCUGAUAAGGUCCAGGGCCUGGAGAAGAGAGGAGAAUGGUGGAUCAAGCCUGGUGUCACACUUGGGAUCGGUGGCUGGUGCAGUGCGGAGCCCUAGCCUGGCUCCCUGGACGGGGCACUCCAGCAGGGCAAGGGGAAGAGAGCUGUAAUCAGCAAGGCAGGCCAGCCUGGUCCUUGUCAUUGGGCAUUGCUUUGUCUGGGAGAGUUUUGAAGAACUCAGGCCUGUCGCAGUGUAACCAGGGCAGGGGAAGGGUAGGCCACACUGGGAAGGGUGCCCCGUGGUGGCACAUGGUAGUGACACGAGGCAGAGAAGCGGGAGCCAGGCAGCACUCAGGGAGGGGCUGGGGACGGCCUGCCUUGCUGCAGGGACUGUCCCUGGGGCCGGAGCUCAGUGUCUGUGCAGGCCCAGGUCCUGCUGUGUGGCUUCUGCACACGCUCCCGCUGUUGUCAUGCCAUUCGCCCCGAGGCCUCCCCAGAGCCACACAAAAGCUGGCACUGUGCUCUUGGACUUCCAGAACUGUGAACCAAAUAAAUC
This is a messenger RNA of Lepus europaeus (European hare), 2100 nucleotides long. It is a transcript of the gene TMEM177, whose product is annotated as transmembrane protein 177. The record is from RefSeq and is a predicted model, not a curated record. The coding region runs from base 70 to 1005 and encodes 311 amino acids. Lineage: Eukaryota; Metazoa; Chordata; Mammalia; Lagomorpha; Leporidae. The transcript is spliced from 2 exons.